This is a messenger RNA of Hansenula anomala, 1564 nucleotides long. RefSeq lists its product as uncharacterized. The record is from RefSeq and is a predicted model, not a curated record. NCBI's taxonomy places the organism in Eukaryota, Fungi, Ascomycota, Saccharomycetes, Phaffomycetales, Wickerhamomycetaceae. The coding region runs from base 116 to 1219 and encodes 367 amino acids. The transcript has a single exon.
GGUGUGUACUUUCUGAGUAAAGAAUUUGGGUACAUCUGUAUUUAUAUCCAAAGAUAUCCAGGUCCAAUCUAUCAUCUGUUGUUAUCCAUCGAAAUUUGGGAGCUCUCCAUUAACAAUGAAAUAUUUCAAACACUUUGUCUUAGCUACUUUACCAAGUCUAAUAGCCACUGCUGCUCUUCCACAAGCCAAUCCAGAAGUUACAAAUGCACCAUUAGUCAAGAGAGGUCAGUCAGUCUUAUCUGACCAAGUUUGGACAUCGUCUUCAGAUGGUAUCAUUAUGGCCAUUACGCCAACAGUAAUAGAUGCUGUUACUAUAUCGGCCUCGCCUGUUACUGGAAAACCAACAGUUUGGGCUUCUUUAGAUAACAGUGGUAUUCCAAGUCUAGUCACCCCAACUGUGAAAGAUGGAAAAACUAUAUCAGAAUCUCCAACACCAACAGAUACAGGUUUCCCAACACCUGCUGCUGUUCCGCCCGUAUUAAGAUGCUUUGGAAAUAGAGUCCCAGACUCAAAUUCAGAUACACCAGGCUACCCAUUUUGCACUGCAUUGAAUGGAACUGAAAUGCUUGUUGGUGAGACAUACUGGUUGACAUGGGAUCCAACGUACUGGGGAAGUACUGAUAUCACAAGGGUCAAAAUUGAACUUAUCGAAUAUCCUCAACCUCGUUCAGGUGGUGUUCUAUUUGAAACCCAAUAUUUGUCCAACGCAGAUGGAUAUUACCCAUUGACCAUGGAUUCCUCAUUUAUCAAAAACGAUGGAUAUUUUUGGGUUACUAUAACGCCUUUAACCACAUCAACCACCAAUGCGAAAAAUAUUGGUACAAAGAAUGGACCAUUAUUGAGAGUGAUUAGAACAAAAGCAGAUGCAUUAACUAAGAUCAAUAGACUUCCAUCUGAUAAUGGCUUGACAACAUCAAAAUCUCAAUCAGAUUCUAAAGCAAAGACAAUUGCGCCAGCUGUGGUAGUUCCAGUUAUUGUUGUGAUAGGUAUUGCAAUCUUUGUUAUCUGGUACUUGACAAAACAAAAGAAAUCAGCCCUCCUGGGUCUAGGUAACCUGAGAUCAACUAAAAAUAAAAAUACUGCUUCAAGCUCGUCUCAAGCACAAGGUGAUAUUCAUCUUUCCCCAGCUACCACACACGCGGACAAUGAAACUAUAGCCACUACCAUCACCAAUGAAACAACAAAGAACCCUUUCACUGACACCAGACAAGUCCUUUGAAAUUCGGUUACACAAUUAGGACAACAUAAGUCAGUUCAAAUCACUCACUAUUCACCUUCUUUGAAUAGCAUUUCAUUUAAGGAAUGUCAAUGUCUUCUCGUUGCAACAAUGUUUAUUUUUAAUUGUUUACUCGUGUACAUUUUUAUUAAAGGAUUCUCUUGUAGUCUUUCUGCCUGCCUAGCCUACUGCAGCUGUUUCACCUCUUUCUACCCGCCUAAAGCCCCCCUGGGAUCUAGGUGGAGUUCUGUGCGUGUGUGUACCAAUUCGCGGCCAACAUCUCAAAAAAAAGGUCGUACCCGGAUUCGAACCGGGGUUAUCCGGAUCAAAACCGAAGGUGAUAACCAC